AUGGAUGCAUCUUUGAACUCUUCAAAAAACAAUGGAUUGUCUCUAGCUGAACUUGUUGAUAUUUUGGAAGAAGAAGAUAAUGUUCCCCAAUCUAAUAUAUACAUAUUACCACCUGAAGACGAAUAUGAGACCGGAGUUGACACUGAUGAAUCAGACGAUGAGCAUAUUGGUGAUAUCAACCAUCUUCCACGAGGAAUUCUGAGUCAGCCAUGUCAAAUGACAGCGUUGUUUCCAGAAAGUGAAGAAUAUUCCGAUUCCGAAGACUCAUUGCCCUUGUCCCAAUUACAAAAGCGACUCAAACUAAACCAAGGAAACGCGAAUAUCGGAAAAGAAGAAUCAUAUACAAAAUCGAAAAGGUUUGCAGAUCCAGCAGAUUUACCUAACAAUAAUAUAAGCACAUUUUGUAAUCCAAAAGAGGUAUCGCCAGAUGCAAAGCAAGCGUUAACACAUACAGAUUUUUUUCGCUUAUUUUUCGGAAAAAAACUACUGGAAAUGAUAAUAGAGGAAAAUAACAGAUACGCUUUGCAGAAAAAUACAGAACUCAACCUGACAAUGGACGAACUAUAUGUUUUUUUGGGAAUUCUAUUACUAUCAGAAUACGGUAAAUACCCUAAUAAGAGACUGUAUUGGUCGAGUGAGGAUGACGUUCCCAAAAUGGUGCAAAAUAGUAUGAGGUUGAAGAGAUUCGAUAAAAUCCUAAGAUUCAUACAUUUCAAUGAUAAUAGUAAGAUUAUAAAAGAUGAUCGUCUGUACAAACUCCGACCGCUCAUCGACCAACUGAACGACAAGUACAAGAAGCUUUGGUGCUUUGGACGAAAACCUCUCAGUUGA
Leptinotarsa decemlineata (Colorado potato beetle) is the source of this 831-nucleotide messenger RNA. RefSeq names its product piggyBac transposable element-derived protein 2-like. The record is from RefSeq and is a predicted model, not a curated record. NCBI's taxonomy places the organism in Eukaryota, Metazoa, Arthropoda, Insecta, Coleoptera, Chrysomelidae.